Molecule: messenger RNA, 4553 nt
Organism: Arabidopsis thaliana (thale cress)
Lineage: Eukaryota; Viridiplantae; Streptophyta; Magnoliopsida; Brassicales; Brassicaceae
Product: Transducin family protein / WD-40 repeat family protein
Exons: 21
Coding region: 70-3996 (1308 amino acids)
Cellular component (GO): cytoplasm
Source: RefSeq, marked reviewed
CAAAGUUUUGUGUUGCCUCUAAACUUUGAACUCAAGUCGGAGUCGGAGCCGCACUGUCGUAGCAAAGCUAUGGCGGAAGAAAACAGCCGCCGGAAGUGGAACCCUCACGCCGGUCCAUAUCUAGGAGAAGUCUCUUCUCUAGCUUUCCUCAAUCUUCCUCAACAUGUUUCUUCAAUUCCUUAUCUUCUCGCCGGUUCCGGUUCGGAGAUUCUGCUUUACGAUUUGAGUUCCGGGGAAUUGAUUCGAUCGUUUCAAGUGUUUGAGGGAGUUCGCGUCCAUGGAACUGUUUGUAGCAAAAGCUUUGUUCAUUCGGCGGAAAGAUAUACGUAUAAACUUGUAAUAUUUGGAGAGAAGAAAGUGAAGAUCUUUUCAUUGAUUGUUGAAUUAGCUUCGAGCUCUGGUGAAAUCUCCGUGAAUUUGGAAAAUUUUGAAUCUUUGCCUAGGCUUAGCAAUUGGGUCUUCGACGUUUGUUUCUUACAGGACUCUACUGGUUCGUUGGAAGAAGAAGAUAAGCUUCUAGCUAUUGGUUGUAGUGAUAAUUCCCUCAGCAUUUGGGAUGUUAAAGAAUCACGCAUGGCUUUUGAAAUUCAGUCACCAGAAAGGUGUCUACUGUAUACUAUGCGGUUAUGGGGCGACAGUAUUUCGACUCUCCGUAUUGCUUCCGGCACUAUUUUCAAUGAGAUCAUUGUUUGGAGGGCAGUUGGCCUUGAUGGUGACAAUGUCGACCAUGGGCAUUAUUCUGCUUCCCAUAUGCUUAGACUUACUGGACAUGAGGGUUCAAUAUUUCGCAUUGUCUGGUCUUUGGAUGGAUCAAAAAUAGUCUCCGUCUCUGAUGAUCGUAGUGCUAGGAUAUGGGAAAUUGACUCGCAGGAGGUCGUUGGCCCUGUGCUGUUUGGUCACAGUGUUAGGGUUUGGGACUGCUGCAUCUCAGAUUCUUUGAUUGUCACUGCUGGUGAGGACUGUACAUGCCGUGUCUGGGGCGUGGAUGGUACCCAGCUGGAAGUGAUAAAAGAACAUAUUGGAAGAGGCAUAUGGAGAUGUUUGUAUGAUCCGAACUCAUCCCUUCUUGUUACUGCUGGAUUUGACUCUGCAAUCAAAGUACAUCAAUUGCAUAAUCGUGGGUCUGAAACAUCGUUAGAUGCUGUAGGAGUGCUUAAUUCACCAGAUAAAUUGGAAUAUUUUUCAACCUGUCUCCCAAAUUCAACGAAGCAUACUGGUCUAACGGACAGCAAGAGUGAGUAUGUACGUUGCUUGCAGUUCACACAGGAAGAUACCAUUUAUGUGGCCACAAACCAUGGUUGCUUGUACCACGCAAGGUUAUUGUCAUCUGGAAAUGUAAGGUGGACUGAAUUAGUUCGCAUACCUGAAGAAGGGCCUAUUAUUACCAUGGAUGUCAUGUCUGGUGGAAAGGUACGCGAGUCUUGUGCAUUAGACGAUUGGGUUGCUCUUGGAGAUGGCAAAGGAAAUAUGACAAUUGUUCGGGUUAUUGGUGAUAUGUAUAACCCACAUGCUGGCUUGAAUCAAAGUUGGAAGGCUAGCCCAGAGAGACAACUUCUAGGGGCAUUCUGGUGCAAAUCAUUAGGCUAUAGGUUUGUUUUUUCUUGCAAUCCUAGAGGACUCUUGAAGCUAUGGAAACUAUCCGGUUCUUUAGAAUCUGCUGCUGAAACUUAUGAUGUCUCCCUCUUGGCUGAAUUCUCCUCUGGUUUUGGAAAGCGAAUAAUGUGUGUUGACGCAUCAGUAGAGGAUGAGGUGAUUCUGUGUGGAGAUUUACGUGGCAAUAUCACACUCUUUCCUCUGACAAAGGACAUGCUGCACGGAGUUUCUGUUUCUUCAGAAUUGAAGAUACCAUCACUAAAAUAUUUCAAAGGUGCCCAUGGGAUUUCAACUGUUUCCAGUCUUUCAGUUGCUAGAUUAACUUCGAACAAAGCUGAAAUAUGCUCGACUGGAGCAGAUGGUUGCAUAUGCUAUUUCGAAUAUGACAGAGAGAUGCAGACUUUAGAGUUCAUGGGUUUGAAACAACUGAAAGAAUUGAACUUAGUUCAAUCUGUUUGUCAAGGGGUGCAAUUUUCCGAAGACCAUCCAAACAAUGACUAUGCAGCCGGAUUUGCGUCAACAGAUUUCAUACUGUGGAAUUUAACAGCUGAAACAAAGGUUACACAAAUCUCAUGUGGUGGCUGGCGCCGACCCCAUUCCUUUUAUCUCGGGGAAAUCCCUGAGUGGCAAAACUGUUUUGCAUAUGUGAAGGAUGAUGUCAUUCAUAUUCAUAGACACUGGGUUGGAGGACAGAAGACCAAAGUCUUUCCUCUAAAUUUGCAUACACAGUUUCAUGGCAGAGAAUUGCAUUCCUUAUGCUUCAUCUCUACAGAUACAAAAGCGGGAUUCGAUUCUGAAGAAAGUAAAAUAUCUGAUCGGUCUAGUUGGAUUGCAACAGGGUGUGAAGAUGGAUCUGUGAGAUUGAGUAGGUAUGCAUCUGAGUUUGGAAAUUGGUCAACAUCAGAGCUUUUAGGAGAACAUGUUGGAGGCUCAGCUGUGAGAUCAGUUUGCUGCGUAUCAAAUAUGCACAUGAUGUCUUCGGACGUACCUAACUUACCAGACAUGUGCGAUCAAGACUAUGCAGUGGAUGAUUGCGAAAGUCCUCGCUUACUGAUUUCUGUUGGAGCCAAGCGUGUUGUAACCUCUUGGCUCCUAAGGAAUGGUAGACACAAGAAAAAGGGAGAAUCUUGUAUUAGUGAUAAUGGACACAAUAGAGCGUCAUCGGAAGUGUCUCCAGUGACGUUCCAAUGGCUUGCUACUGACAUGCCCACCAAAUAUCGUCCUUGUGGAAAGAUCGAGAAAUCUCCAAAACUGGAAGGAGUUGAAGAAGAUACUUCUGCCAACGUCACAAAGUUAGGAUCUAAUACGUAUAAUGAGCGAGAAAACUAUGAAGAUGACUGGAGAUACAUGGCUGCCACUGCAUUUCUUGUCAAAUGUGUUGGUUCUAGGCUAACUAUCUGUUUUAUCGCGGUGGCUUGUUCUGAUGCCACCCUUACCUUACGUGCUCUAGUCUUGCCACAUAGAUUAUGGUUUGAUGUUGCAUCCUUGGUUCCUCUAAAAUCUCCAGUUUUGUCAUUACAACACGCCGUUGUGCCUCUGGAUCCCCCUCAUGAAGGUAAUACACCAUAUAGUGAUGUUUAUCUGCUCAUCAGUGGGGCCACAGAUGGAAGCAUAGGCUUUUGGGAUGUAACUAAAUGUGUAGAAGCUUUUGUAAAGCAAGUAUCUAGCAUCCAUAUUGAGAAGUACAUUGAUUGUCAGUUACGACCACGGACUGGAAGAGGAAGUCAAGGUGGUAGGAAAUGGAAACUGUUAGGCUCCAAAAUUUCUAAGAGAGCCCAAGAGAACAGCAACUCAGUUGGUGAAGCUGCAGAAGAAGAUCCAGCCUCGUCUUUGGAACUCACAAAUGACCAUCCUCAGGAAAAUGGUAAAAACGAAGAUGCAGAUUCUCUUCCCGAGACAAGCGAGAUAAAGACUUCACAUGUUGUGAAGAAUGCUCAUCAAUCUGGAGUUAAUUGCCUUCAUGUUUCUCGCUCAAACAGUUCUCCGAGUUAUGGCAAUGGUUUGAUGUUCAAUGUGAUUAGCGGGGGUGAUGAUCAAGCCCUUCAUUGUCUUAGCUUCAACAUCCUCAGUAGUAGUAAUAAUCGAGCCACAAUAUCUGAAAUCAUGGAUCUAAACCAAACCCCAAGUUACAGAAUCAUGCUCACAGACCGUGGAGGUAUUGCAUCAGCUCAUAGCUCUGCCAUCAAAGGCGUGUGGAUGGACACGAACUGGGUGUUCUCGACAGGUCUUGAUCAACGUGUUCGAUGUUGGUUUCUCGAAAAAGAUGGUAAACUGAUCGAGCACGCUCAUAUAGUCAUCAGCGUGCCCGAGCCAGAGGCACUAGAUGCUAAAGCCAUUGAUGAAAACCGAUACCAAAUAGCUGUUGCGGGACGCGGGAUCCAAAUGGUUGAAUUCUCCGGUUAACAAAAGCUUGGUUCAGAACCCUGUUUUUGAUUCCAGUUUUUGAGUUUGAUCUGAGAACUGAGCUUUUGUCGGUGCUCUACUUUUUUUGUUUUUGGCCGAAGUCGGUGCUCUGCUAAAUUCUGGUAUGUAUCAUGUUUCUGAACCCAAUUUGAUAGUAACGUUAUUAUUGCUCAAGAUUUUGGUUAUGGAAUUGUGCCAAUGUGGGACCUUUAUGAGAGAAAUAUCAACACUUCACAUGACCUUAUUUAAUUCUAAUCAACUAAUUCGGCUGAUUAAUAGUAAUCAACUUCUUUACAGAUUUGAUAUCAUUUGAUGUGAUCAUUAAAUUUGUGAUACAUCCGUCAAAGUUCGAUUUAUAUAUAUAGUAGAUCAUAUACUAUUUCAUACAUAUAUAAUUGUUUAUGAGAAUUCGAUUUCAUUCUACGUUUUUGAUAAGAUUAAUAUUGUAACUACAGUAUUAUGUGACUUUCUUACGAGACGAAAGUUUACUGUUGUUUUUUUGUACUUGUCUCUGUUUUGAAUCACUUCUAAUAAUUGAAUCAAGAUAUUGCCCACUU